Molecule: messenger RNA, 4809 nt
Organism: Fimicolochytrium jonesii
Lineage: Eukaryota; Fungi; Chytridiomycota; Chytridiomycetes; Spizellomycetales; Powellomycetaceae
Product: Sec1-like protein
Exons: 5
Coding region: 305-4651 (1448 amino acids)
Biological process (GO): intracellular protein transport; vesicle-mediated transport
Cellular component (GO): plasma membrane; secretory granule
Molecular function (GO): syntaxin binding
Source: RefSeq, a predicted model, not a curated record
UGAGUGGUGCUGAACAUGAAGCCAACUACUGACAGCGCGUUACCUGGAUCCCGAGCCAAGUUACCGGGGACCGGGGCUGUGGGUCGGUCGCCCAAGUGGCUUCGCCCGAUGGCUCGCUCUCGUCCUCCCGAAGCGGCCCAGCUGCCCAGUGGACAACGAUCGCUGCUGCUGUUUCCCACAGAGAAAACUCGCACUCUCGCGCUCAAAGGCUCAUCAAAGAGAGCGCUCUUCAGUUGCCGCUGUUGGCAAGCAGCGGGCUUGAGACAGGGGGUCACAUAAUUUACAAAAGUCAACUUAGAAAACCAUGACGAUAUCCCUAAAGGAUGCCGUCAAAAAGCGCAUUCUGGUAGACUCGCUAAAGUCCGUUCAAACACCGGGAACAUGGAAAGUCCUCCUCGUCGACGAGCACGUGCUGCGUGUUAUGAACAGCGUCUGCGAUGUCCACGAUCUGGCCGACGUGAAUGUACCCGUGACGGAGACGCUCUCAGCACGGAAGAGGACACGAUACCCGGACAAAGAAGCCAUUUACCUCAUUUCCCCGACGAAAGAAUCUGUCGAGUUCCUGGUCAAAGACUUCAGCGGGUCAAAACCGAUGUACGCCGCAGCGCAUAUCUUCUGCAUAGCCGCCCUCCCUGACGCACUGUUCGACUACAUCAAAACCUCGAAUGUCCGGAAAUACAUCCAGGCGCUGAAGGAGAUCAACAUUGACUUUUUGCCGUUCGAGUCGCAGGUGUUUCAUUUCGAUGACAUUUCCGCGUUCUUGAAAACCCAUGAUAGGUCGGAUUUCGGGGAGGUUGAUAAGUACCUCGAUAGUGUUGCGGAUAGGAUGAAAUCCGUGCUGUCGACGAUGGAGGACUCGCCGGUGAUACGGUACUUUGAUCCGACGGGCAGCCGCGAUACAUUGUCGGCGCAUUUGGCGUUUAAGGUUCAUGAUGCCAUUGCGGAGAUGAAGGAGCUGGAUCCCACGUGGCCGCCGGAGAGCGCUUAUCCUCAGACGGAGCUGAUAAUUGUAGAUAGGACUGCGGAUCCGCUUAUCCCGUUGUUGCAUUCGCUGACGUAUCAGGCGGCUUUGCAUGAUCUGUUGCAGAUGGAUGGGUCGACUGUGACGUACACCAAAGAUGAGUCAGUGGGAAUCCAGACUGCGAUAGUGGACGAAGCGGAUUCCGUCUUUAACGAAGUCCGCGAUCUCUUCGUAGCAGAUGCCUGGAAGAAGAUCCUGCAGGCGAAAAAUGAUCUCGAUGACAGCACCUCGGACUCGGAGACCUCCUUGGACUCAUUGAAGAAGAUCGACGCACUGAAGGAGAAGCUGCUGGGGCUUCCUCAAGCGCAGAAGCGUUUCGAGAAAGUUGCCUUGCACAUUCACUUGUACGCUGAGAUCAUGCAGAACGUCAAUGAGAGGAAAAUUGGGGACCUCGCCAACAUACAACAGACCAUCGCAACGGGUGAAGAUCCAGAUGGAACGAAACGGCCACCUACUCUCCUCCAACACCUGGAACAAAUAUUAGAGGACCCAAAUUACCUCGUAGAAGACAAGCUACGCACGUUACUAACGUUCAUCCUGGGCUCAGCGGGAGCGGACCGGAGACACCUGGUCGAAGUCGGCCAGCUGAUGGCGGAGAUACCCACCUUACGAGGCCUCGAUUACAUCGGCGCCGUCCCUGGCGAGAUCGAUCCCCUCAACCCACAAUGGAGGUAUACGGAUGUGGGAAGGAGGGCGUUACGACAAAAAUCUCGUAAACGGACAAGCACCAGCGAAGAGGAACAACCGUACGAUAUCCACAGAUACGUCCCGGCCUUGAAGUACAUAUUACAGGACGCGAUAGCGGGCGAGCUGGACCCGCAAAUGUUCCCCACCACCGACGCCAACACCAACCCAGCGGCGAUGGACGAUGAGGGCAGCACCGGAGCUAGCCAGGAAAAGCAGAUUGGCCGAGGAACGCUGAUCUCGUUCAGUGGAGAGUUUCAGCCGAUGUGGGCGAGUAGGAAACCGCCAACCGGUGCGGAUGUGAAUGUGGAUUUGCGUGCGAAUGGGAGCCGGAUCAUUGUGCUGUUUGUUGAUGGGGUUACGUUCCCGGAGUUGCGGGUUGCGAGGGAGGUUAUGUCGACGUCGCAGAGGGAGGUUUAUAUAGGUUCCCCCGGCCUGCUAACGCCAUCAGUCUUUGUGUCCAGCCUCCGCGAGCUCGGAAGCCUGCCAACCCCACCCACAAAGAUGCCCGUAGUGAUGCACAAGAACCUGCUCGCGCAAAAGCCAGUGGACGGACUGAGGAGGUCUAGCCGCAUCACAGGGCCAGCGAAACGAGCAUCGGUUGCGUCUCCUGGUGCCAUUACAGCUCCACCUCCGGAAAGUGAAGCUAUCCUCCAGCAGCAGCGGUUGGAGGAGAAGCCGUUACCGGCGCUGGCGCUGCCUUCGGAGCGGACGGCGGUUCCUGUACAGGCACCCGCAAGAGUUUCCGAACUAGUACCGGUUCAAAGAAGCAUCGCGCCAAACCCACAGUUGGUUCAGCCAAACGUAUCGUCGGAAAAGCGCGAAGCCUCCGACUCCAAACCGCGGAACUCAAUCGAUUCCCCAUCCGACGGAUCCCGUCGCAGCUCCUCACAAUCCUUCCAAGCAAGCAUACCCACCGCCAAGGACGAAAGCUUUGACCACAACGCGAGGCGUUCGAUCGAUUCAGGCUCCGAUGGAUCUCGUCGGAGCUCCGCACAGUUCGUUCAGCCGAGCAUACCCCAGCAGCAGUCACGGCGGUCGAUCGAUGUGCAGUCGGAUGGAUCUCCUCGUGGCGCGGAAGUGCGGGCACCUACGCCUACAACGCAAGGUGAACAGCAGGCUGGGUCUCGUCGUACCUCUGAAGCCCUAGCCCCCGCGCCGGAACAGCAAGCAGCGAGCCUUGAAAUCACGGCGUCACAGGAUUCAAGCACGCCACUGGCUAGGUUACCCGGCCGCGAGGGCGGCAAUGCAGGUGCACCGACAAGGUCUUUGUUUCAUAAUCGCCGCCCCUCGCGGCCUGCGCCGGGUGAGACAUCUGCGCCGAUGCAGCGGCAGCAUUCUGGACCCGCGCCCGGUUUGUCCGCGCCAGUGUCCCCGCCCCGACGGGAGUCGAAUGGACAUAUGAAUGUUGGGUCGGGGGUGCCGCUACAGCAGGGGAGGCGGGGUUCUGAUGCUACGGGGAUGCCGCAAGCUGAGCAGCAGAGGGACGCGCAGGGUGUCGUGCCUCCGGCGUACCCGUACACUGCACAGCAAACCCGCCCAAUCGAUAUGGCUGUGCCUGCGUCCCGUCCUGUCCCGCAACCAGAUUCGGCGCCGGCUUCAACGUACCCCUCUCUAUCCCAGCCACAACAAGCAGUCCAAUCACAACGCCCUGUAUCCGCGGGCAAUCGACCCGCAGCUGUGGUUCCGGAAAUCAUCUCGCCGCAAUCGGUAUACACGCCACCCAUGUACGUCCCGCCUACCACCCAGAUUGGGGUCCCGCCACCCCGCAACAAGUCCCGCGGACAACCCAUCGUCCCACCUCCAUCACUGGUCCAGCGGCCUGGUGCGAACAUUUCGCCUCCGAAGCCCGACCCGAAUCGCCAGAGUUUGGGUGCGCAGGGUAGGCCACUUGAUGGUGCACAGCGGCCCCCUGCGCCUCUAACAAGCGCCAAACCGGAGACCUCCAGACCAACACAAGCCGCUUCACAGCGUCCCUCAUCCGCUGCAAAUCAAAGUAACGAGCGCCCGCACCCCUCCACGUCCCGCCAAAGCCUCGAGGAAAGGCAACCCAUCCCACAAUACCCAGCCGCGCCGAGAUCAGACAGUCCCGAGGACCCGGACAUGAAAGCAGCCAUUGCGGCUAGUCUGGCUGAGUUGGCGAAGGAGAGGGAGAUGGAGAGGCUUAGGUAUGAGGAGUUGGCGGCGGCGAGGGCGGGGCAGGGCCAGACGUAUGCGGUGGCGGGGGAGAAACGUCAGUAUCACCAGCAGCAGCAGCAGCAGCAGCAGCAGCAACAUCAACAUCAACAGCAGCAGCAACCGCAACAUCACCAGCAUCAACAUGUACAUUUCCCCGCCGCAAACUCAUCACCCGCAUCCCAAUCCCCUACACCAUACGGAACCUUCGCGCCAUCAACCGCACCCCACCAAGCCUACCCACAAUACCAGCCGCCCCAACACCCGCCAGCCCCCUCACACCCCUCCACAGGCUACACCGCGCCAUCCCACUCAGGCCCCUACACCAACGCACACAUCUCUCCUCAAAUCCCCCACUCAUCACCACAUCCCUCCACCGCCCCCGCACCCAUCCCCUUCUCCUCUCGCCCGCUGUACAGACAGGGCGCGUAUCGACAGGCGUCGCGGCCUGGUCAAUCGGACAUGCCCAGUGAUGCAUCGUAUGGAAGGGAUUACGCCACAUCCCCGUCAAUGGGCCUGAGUCCACCGGCACCCACCUACCUGGCACCCUAUACACAGCCGUCGUCCGACAGUAUCCAGUCGCCGGCGUAUUACCCCGCCCAUACGUUCUCGUCCGCGCCGGCGUAUCAGGGGCAUCAGAUGCAGUAUCACCAGGGGCAGUAUCACCAGGGGCAGGGGAAUCGGUCGCCGCCGAGGCAGGCGAAUGGGCCGCCGCCGGGCGCGUUUCAGGGUGGGGGGCAGCAGCAUCCGGGGCAGGAGAGGCCGAGGUAGCCGUGGGGGGAUUGUAGAGUCUCAGGAAAUUUGGGUACGUUGUGUAGUCAGGCGUAGGUUUCUUUGAGGUAGAAUCUGGGCGGGACGUGGUCCCCGAGAAGUGUAGACGUAUCCAGCAACGGAAGUAUAGAUAGUAAUGGCAAAUGCAGCAUGGAUGU